CGCUGGCUGGGAACAGGAUGCUGACAGGCCGAGCAGACGCACCGAUCCAACGGAGAAAAACCGCAGCAGCAUCCUUUGUUUUCAGGAGCAGCAUAUUCAGAUUGUGUGGCGAGCUGAAAAGAGAGUUGACGGGGCCGAGAAGAGGCAGUGAGGCUUUCAUUUCCUGCCGUCCUCUGCUUUUCCUAGGGCCCUGUGGAAGCACUCAUCCACACCACUGUCCUCACUUCUCAGUACUCUCUUACCUCCUUUCCAUUGUGUCACUGCUCUCCCUCUCUCUUUUCAUCCAUCUUUCUGUCCAUCUUGCUUGAUGAAUAGCUCCAAACCUAAGAACCACAGACUAAUAGAGACCUCUCAUCAAAGACCAGUGAAGAGCUGCUAACAGAAAGAGACUGUCCUUCACAUGCAAUGCAGUAGAAUAUUUGACUGGAGUACCAGUAAGUCUGGCUCAGGCAAUGAGGAGGGUCAGGAGCUUCAUCUCAUUCUAAACUUUCUCUUCUCCACCUUGAGUCUUCAUGUUUUGGGGGUCCUGCGGCUUCCCUGCCCUCCGUCGAACCCCCCACACCUCCAGCCACCACGGCCGGCCACCCCAGUCGCCUCGUUGCCAUGCCGACAGAGGCACUGCCACAAGACCUGCCAGAUAGCAAGGCUGCUGGCCCUGCGACGGCCUUCAAUUCUGCUGUACCCCUCCGCAUACUCAACAAGGGCCCUGACUACUUCAGAAAACAGGUGGAACCUAACCCAAAGCGCCUAAGUGCUGUUGAGAGACUAGAAGCUGACAAAGCCAAGUACGUCAAGAGCCAGGAAGUUAUCAAUGCCAAGCAAGAGCCUAUCAAACCAUCCGUGCUGGCAAAGCCUACUGUCUGUCACCCACUGCUGUCCAAGAGAGGCUCUGGGAUUGGUGGAGGAGGAAAUGGAGGCGGGAUACCUUUCAAAGCAUCGAAUAACAAUGCGAAGUCAGACACAUGUGCAACAAGCAGUGGCGGCAGCAAACGGGAGAAUUUAAACCUGGAGAUACUCAAAAAUCUCCUAAAUUCAUCGUCCUCUUCAGGCGCUGGACCUGAAGGACUAGGAGGUGGAGCUAAGAGUGCUGUACUGAUGAGGUCAUCGAUGGAAAUGGCCAAGAGUUGGAUGCCAUCAGGGAUCCCAUUAACAUACCGAUCUACAAUGACACUUAAUGAGCGACCUCCAGACUCAGGUCCCAGUCCAAGCACCUCACACUCUCUCCGCUCCUUCUCCCAUUCCCUGAAGGUCCCCCCGAUCAACAGCGGGGGACGUCAUAGUCCACAACAAGGAGGAAACCUCAACCUCAGCAGACGAGUCCUGGACGAAAGAGGAGGCAAGGGAAUCAUUGAUCGCUCUCGUUCUCCACUACCGCCUCUGCUCACCUCCCACUCCUCCUCUGACCUCUUGCGACUGUGCAAUGGCAAGCCACUCCGCACCGCCCGAUCCAGCAGCUCCUCAGCUCCUCCCCUCCCUCCAAAACCUAACCCUGCAUCCCUUCCUCCUCCCAUACUUUCUUUGUCAAUGCGUCCCCCUCAACCAAAUCCAUCUGCCACACCCUGUGACAACACCGCCCCUCAAUCGCUACCUUGUGAUUUUGGAGACCCUUCCAAUACUUCAAUCAAUCCCCACCUGGAGGUAGAGCUUGGCUCAUCUGUAGCUUGUCGCUCCUCACUACACAGAUCUAAAUCAGACCUGUCAGACCGGUAUGCCCGGGCUGGAGCUGACGUGGAACGCUUUUUUAACUACUGUGGCCUCGACCCAGAGGAGCUUGAGGCAGUUGGUCCAGAGAAUUUUGCACGAGCCAACUCAGACAUUGUCAGCCUGAACUUCCGAUCAGCUUCUAUGAUCUCCUCCGAAUGCGACCGCUCACGGCAAUCCUCCAAUGAUGGGUUGUCAGACGGGGAAGAGGGUGAGGACGAGGAGGAGGAGGCUGGGGAGCGUGUUCCAUAUGGAAUCUCAGCUGUGGAACGAAAUGCAAGAGUCAUUAAGUGGCUUUACAGUAUCAAACAGGCAAGAGAGACACAAAAGGUGUCACAUGUUUAGGACAGAAAAACUGCCUUGUGUUUCAGAAUGGAUAGAUGGAUUAUUGAAUGGAUCAAAUAGAAAGUCUGCCAGGUCUAUCCAAACUAGGUGAGGAAAUUAAUGAAUAGAUUAAGAAACGGACUCUUGUCAUCCAAGAUUAACACCAAGGAAAUGUAGGGAAAUAUGAAUGGAUGGAUAGGAACAUAAUCAUACAUCUGGAGAAACAAAUAAACAAAGGACAUAUAAGUAAGUAAACAGUUUCCCUAUGGACACAGUUUAAACUGACAGACACAUAAGUCCAAGGACCCAUAAAACCACAUCUUCACUAUAACGGAUUACAGGCCUUUCUCACAGAGUACAUUUUGGCUUGUCAGACAGGGGUAGAGGGGUGUAGAGCGGUCAUUCUCUAACAGAGGGUUGGCACUUCGAUCCCAGCCUUCCCCAUUCCGCAUGCCAAAGUGUCCUUGGGCAAGAUACUGAACCCCAAAAUUGCCCCUUUUCAUAGAGAAAGUGUUGCAGUAGAUGCCCUGUAUGAAUGUGUGUGUGAAUGGGUAAAUGACAAAAACUGUACUGUAAAGCGCUUUGAGUGGUCAUCAAAAAUAGAAAAGCGCAAUAUAAAUACAGACUAUUUAAUUUUAGUUGCAGGCUGGUUUCUAAAUUUGUUUCAAAAUACAAUCAUUGCCCAUAUCUCUGAUGCGUUCUGUGCGUUGAUAGCCCUGAUUCUUUGCACAUUCACGGCUGUUUCCCCAGUUGGAGAAAUGGGUGACCAUUCAAUGCAUUUGAAGUGGGAUUGUAAAUAGAGACAUCAUCUAAAUAUAGUGGCUUCAGGAAGAAUUCAGACCCCUCACUUUUUGGGAAUUUUUUCUAGUGUUUUGUUGAUUCAGUUUUAAAUGGAUGAAAUUUAAAUUUUUCCUGUCAGUGUACUAAUCCAGCUAAUGAUUCAUAAUGACCAAGUGAAAACAUGUUUUUAAAAUUGUUUGUUAACUUGUUCAAAGCUGUCUUCAGACAAAUUUGUGUCCGGACUAUCCCCGCAAUUAGCCUUUCACACAUGAUCAACGCAGCGGGAGUUCUCUCCUCAGACCCGUUAACAACAGCAAAAACUCCUCUGCGGGAUUCAGGUGAGGGGUAGUGCUGGAGGCAGAGGCAGUAAGUAACACAUUGAUUCUGCUGUGGAGUUCAGGUGAUUUUGUAUACAGCACAUGGACACCACAAACUCGCUUGACAUCUUCAUCGUCUUCUACUUGUAUGGCUCCACUUUUUAAUCAUGAGAUGUUUGGUUUCCUUUUGUUUUUUUUUGCGUCUGUUGUGUGUUAGAAGCAUCAUCAGUACAUCAUACUAGAGUAAUAGAGCUAAAGUAUAGUGCGAUUUGUCCCCUUCUGAAUUUCAAGGCAGUUGUCCAGUUGUUGGACUGAGCAACAGGUAUUAGUUCCACUUGUGCUUUUCUUGCAAUGACAAGUCAAAAAGUCCACUUUGGAAAAUGCCCGUCAUAGUGUUCAAAUCUCUAAUUAAACAAACUUGGAAAAGGUCCUGCACUCUUAGAAAAACAGAUAUGGAACUCUAUCUGUCAAAAACUAGAAAGCACUUUGGAAAGACAGCUUUGUGAAGCUACUAGAUACUUGUUAUAGGUGACCGUUAAAUGAAUAAUUGAUCAAGUCACUACUUAUUCAGUGAGUCCCAAAGUCUCACUACAUUGGUAAUGAAUCAAGUUGUUAACUAUGACAUUGCAAGGUUCUGAGAAACAUGAAACAUGAGUGGUGGCAAGCUAGCUUUCAACAAGUUUUAACUUGUGGUAAUAUCGAUAUCAAAAUUACUCAUUUAAGGCUUUAAAGUGUGUGAAGAUUGAGUGACAGAGAAAAAAAGAGGACAUUGGCAGUGAGAGGUUAAGACAGAUAGACACAUGAUAUCAAAUCUAAUAUCUCAAACAUACUUAUCCAUACAGCAUUAAGGUAUUUGUGCUAACAGGCCAAUUUUAUUAACAAUGUUCUUAUCAACCUGUUAAUUUUAAGCAAUACAACAUUGCACUGGAGAGUUUUAGUGUCCUAUGAUGAUAUAUGGUUAUUCAGUGGCUGUACUACACUGACAAUAUAUUUAGAAUUCAUUCACAAUUUGGUUAAAUGUACAAAAUAUUGUUUACAAGUGAUUUAGUGAUUUAACUUGUUUGGUCCACUUAGCUUCUGGUCAGUCUGACAUAGUAGACAUGUGAUGAAAAUAGCAUGACAUUUAAAGAUGAACUGCUCUUAAAUGUGUAUGGCUACCAGGCUCUCAAAACCCAGAAAGGUUUGACCCUGAUCAUGUGACAAUUUCCCUGAUUCAUGUUAUCUGAACAACGCAGUCCAGUUGCAGUCUCCCUCAGUCAAGGUCAAUGCAAAUUGAAUACACAAAUCAGGUUUCUGUAAUCCAGAUGUUUUUCUCAUUUGUGGGUCCAUCUUGCUCUGAUGAUAAUGCAGGAGGAGAUCAGCCAAACUGUCCAAUCAAUGGCUCACUGGUCUGUUCAUAUGGCUUCAUGUUUACUUCUCCUAGUUCAAUUAUAAUAUGUCAGUAAUAAGUCACUGGGUGAAAACUAAAUCAACCAAACUACAGGUGGGGCCUGAAAUCUGUACUCAUAUUAUAGUACAUGCCACUGUCAAUAUCACUUUUCCUUCAGUAAAAUAUACUUUUAUAUCACAUGCAAAGCUGCAGAAUCCCUGAGCACAUCCAAUGAGUCAUGGGUUUCGCAAGCAUAACUGCCCACAACACAGAUUGGCAGUCGGGUAAGAUGAACAGCACUCAGUGCAUUUCUCAAUAGUAAUGCUGCAGGACACCAAAACUCUCCUUUCAAAACAAUGUCCGUAAAACUCUGUCAUAAUGUACGCCGCCAUUCUAAUACAUGCACACUGAAAGUAAUACUUGUGAAGCUGUUCAUUAUUACUAUAUAGGACGUAUUAUAAAUGGAAAGGGUGAUUGUGGUCAUGUUAUAUGUCAGCAUUCUCUCCAAAGUUUUUUAUAAUUGCUUGUCCUAUAAAUCGCAAACACACAAACUUCACCAGAGAUUCUGCUGUAUGUCAAAAAACCCCAGUAGGCAGCAUUCAUCAUAAACACCGUGUUGAUGUUGAUGUUCUCAGCUCUGCUUUCUCUCUGUUGGCAGUUCAGUCCCCAAAGCCAGCCGUAGAAUGUGUAGCUUUAAAAGCCCCUGUGUGUUCCUCGAUAAUAAAGAGAGGUGGGUUGCCAAAUUUGCCUCCGCUAUUACCUUUGUCAUCUGUAUCCAUGUCUGUAAGUUACUGAUAUGCCUCAAAGUCUGAAGUUAUAUCGAUAUGAAUGCAAUGCCUCAGUCACCAUUAACCAUCAGUGUAUCUGUCACCCCACCACCUUCCGUCACCUCAUCAACAGCAACAGCUCUGGGUUUGCCUUACUUCACCUCACUAUAGGUAUCUGGUUUGGAAUUCACAUGGUGACUACAUAGUGUGUAGGAGAUAGCAGGGAAAGAUGAGGCACAAUUUAGUUAAAGUGACUAUGGAGUUUUCUGCCAUCACUAUCAGCUUGGUUACUGUCAAGAAACAUCUCAAAUAAUUUGAAACUAGAAACAUUCAUCUCAGUACUGUGAUGAAGGCAGAGCAAACCAUCCAGUUGUAUUAUUAAAUUAUUGAAAUUAUAUUUGUUAAAUGAAAGUUGUAAUUCACCAUUGAAACCAAAAGUGAUCCUAUAUCACCAAAAGUGAUAUUGCUCAUCAUUUGAUGAAAAGGAAAGGUUAGUAGAAGUAUGGCCUUGAAAUAAAACAAGAGAACAUCUAACAUGUUCAAAUAAAGCUGUCAUGUCAUGAAAUUUCACUUUUAAUGCACACUUCUCACUAAAUUAGACUCAAGUUGAAGUGAAGUGGCCAGUCGGGAGACUCUCCCCCUCUCCUCACUCUGACCUCAGGGCUGUGCCUGCAUGUUUGACCCCCCUCCAACCCCCGGCCGGACCCCAGUAAAUCCUGCUGCUUCUCAGCAUAAGCAUUAAUAAUAACAAUACUGUACUGUUCUGGCAGUAUAAUCAUGCUUCACAGUCACUGGUGUUUUUUUAGCUUGGAUUGACAGUUCUUUUGUGUUACCUGCUUUGUUUAACUUUUUUCUUGUGUGUGUACAUGCUGUAAGAAAAUGUAUAUAAAGCCAUGCGUUGGAUUUUAUUUUUUCUCUGUCUGAAGGUUUAUGUAAAGAAAAGAUUCUAAAAAAAAAAAAAAAUCAGAUGUUUGCCCUUAGUACAGACGUUUCAGAUCAAACUGGGCAGGAUUGUUUCAGAGAACAUGAGACUAUGUUUUUCAACAUGGAAACUGCUCAUUUUUGCUUGACUGAAAACAAAAAACAUGUCAAUGUUCAGUUUAUUUUGCAUUACUUCAAUGAAUGUUUUUGAUUGCCAUCUUUUGUCACUGAUGUGUUUUUCAUGUGUUUAUUACUUGAAGGAAAAUGUGGCAUAAUAACAGGCUAAUGGCACACUGAAAUUCCUGAGUCUGGAACCAUGAAUGACCAUUCCAAAGUA
Molecule: messenger RNA, 6516 nt
Organism: Hippoglossus stenolepis (Pacific halibut)
Lineage: Eukaryota; Metazoa; Chordata; Actinopteri; Pleuronectiformes; Pleuronectidae
Gene: fam110b
Product: family with sequence similarity 110 member B
Exons: 4
Coding region: 604-2046 (480 amino acids)
Source: RefSeq, a predicted model, not a curated record